Messenger RNA from Monascus purpureus, 765 nucleotides. The record is from the annotation of a GenBank genome assembly. Lineage: Eukaryota; Fungi; Ascomycota; Eurotiomycetes; Eurotiales; Aspergillaceae.
AUGCCCUUAACGACCACAGUCACACAUAUCCGUUCGAUCCGGCAUCCAUUGAUCACUACGCCCAACGAUAUCUACGCUGACAGUCUAUCCUCAUUCUACGUCACCAAUGACCAUUUCUAUUGUGAAGGGAUUGCCCGUUUGUUUGAGGACAUCGUCUCAGCUGCCAAAUGGUCCAACAUAAUCCAUGUCCAGGUCGACGAGCUUCGGUCUGCAGACUCCGAGUCCGGUCUGCGUGCCACCGUCGCUCUGGAUAAAAUCCAUAACGCCAAUGGCCUGGGGCAUGGCAGCCCGGAUGGAAAAAUAGUGAUCACGAGCGCGAUGGGUGCAACCUUGUUCCGUGCCCAAGCAAACGAAACCAACCACACCAUCUCCAUCCCGGAGACAAUUCCUGUGGCUUCCCAAAUCGAUAAUCCGAGUUAUUUCUCCGAUCCGUACCGUACACCUUCUGACGACGCAAGUGGCUAUCUCUCUGCGGGACUCUUACGGGCUAUCGACAUUCCCAGGACGCACACCGAGCGGUCAGCCAAAGAUGGCGUGCUGGUGUGGUAUCUGCGGCCCAAGUCUAACCUAGCGAGUGUUGUCGAAGGAUCGGAUGGCUGGGAGCAGAAUGUGUUGUUUGAAGAUGAUGGUACUAAUAUCCGGAGUGCCAGUGCGGCGGUCCUGGUUCCAAUUAACCCUAAGGCUGAGCAGGGGAAGAAGAAAGCGUGGCUUUUUGUGACUGGGUUUUUCUCAGAGUCUAUGAUUGCUGUGAAUAUUGAUCUGUAG